AAGCUGAAGCUCUGCUGCAGGAUCCGCAGUGCUGCUGUGUUGUUAAUCUGCUUCAGUGCAUUUAGUUCAGAGAAGUUAAUGAGUGAUUUAAUGUAACUGAGCUGGUUUUCUCUGAUAUUUGAUUCUUACAUGUCUGUUGAACUUCACUUGUCAUAUGAAAUGUUUGAAGUUGAUCUUAAAGAGGACUUUUAGGAACAGUUUAGAAUUUCCUCAGCUUCGGUUUCAGCAGAACGGCGGUGUUUCUCUUCGCAGAGUGACUCUGACUGCAGGUUAGUUCAGACACUGGGACACAUGUUGGGUUUGCUUCAUCAUUCUGUGGCUCUGAAACCAUUAGCGUCUCUUGGACAUGAAUGAGAACGUUCACAUUGUGUUUGUCCUCGACGGUCUGAACGACUCGCUGACCACCCGUCAGAUCUACUUUGGUCUCACGCUGACGUCGUACCUCUUCACCAUCUUUGUGAACCUCAUCCUCAUCCUCACUGUGUGUCUGUAUAAAACGCUCCACCAGCCGAUGUACAUCUUCAUGGGCAACCUGUGCUUCACUGGGAUCUGCGGAGCGUCCAGUUUCUACCUGAAGCUGCUCAGCGACUUUCUGGCUGACGCUCAUGUCAUCACAUACACUGGCUGCUUUACUCAGAUGUUCGUCUCUUACACUUAUAUCUUCUGCCAGUUCAGCACUCUGACCAUCAUGGCCUAUGACCGCUACCUGGCCAUCUGCCAGCCGCUGCGUUACUGGGCUCUGAUGACUGGCCAGAAGGUGGCGCUGCUGUUGCUGCUCACCUGGUGUCUCACAUUAGUGGAAACGGCUGUGGGCCUGGGCCUGAUAUCCAGACUGCCUCUCUGCAGCCGCCACAUUCCCAGGAUUUUCUGCACCAGCUGGGAGGUGGUGAAGCUGUCCUGCUCUGACACCUCCGCCAACAGUCUGUACGGCAUCAUGGUAAUGGUCCUGCACUCGCUGCAGGUCACAGUGAUCCUGGUGUCAUAUGUCCAACUGGUGCGAUCCGCCGCUCGCUCUCAGGAACAGCGGAAAAGGUUUGCUCAGACCUGCCUGCCCCACCUCGUCUCUCUGCUCGUCUUCGCCGCCUCGCUGCUGUUUGAUGCUCUGUACUCUCGUUAUGGUGGCGGCUCCUUGCCAGCGCUGCAGAACGCACUGGCUGCAGAGUUUCUCGUAGUGCCGCCCAUCAUCAACCCCAUUAUCUAUGGCAUGAACCUGAAGCAGAUCAGGACCCGAAUCAGCCUCUGGAUCAACUUCAGACCACAGAGCCUUCAUACAGAUUUCUUGAAAUAA
Poeciliopsis prolifica (blackstripe livebearer) is the source of this 1288-nucleotide messenger RNA. Its product is annotated as putative gustatory receptor clone PTE03. Gene Ontology annotation, molecular function: olfactory receptor activity; G protein-coupled receptor activity. The transcript has a single exon. Gene Ontology annotation, biological process: G protein-coupled receptor signaling pathway. Bases 347 to 1288 code for a protein of 313 amino acids. Gene Ontology annotation, cellular component: membrane. The record is from RefSeq and is a predicted model, not a curated record. NCBI's taxonomy places the organism in Eukaryota, Metazoa, Chordata, Actinopteri, Cyprinodontiformes, Poeciliidae.